Argentina anserina (silverweed cinquefoil) is the source of this 1682-nucleotide messenger RNA. Its product is annotated as zinc finger protein CONSTANS-LIKE 14-like. Gene Ontology annotation, molecular function: protein binding; zinc ion binding. The record is from RefSeq and is a predicted model, not a curated record. Lineage: Eukaryota; Viridiplantae; Streptophyta; Magnoliopsida; Rosales; Rosaceae. The transcript is spliced from 4 exons. The coding region runs from base 111 to 1550 and encodes 479 amino acids.
AACAGAAAAAUAUCUCAAAGCCCACUCUCUCUUUUACUCAAUUCUCAAGUGUUUUGGUUGACGCAGAUUUGAGAGUUUCCGACGCCGGCAUCGGAGGUCGGAAGAGAGAGAUGGUGAGCUCGAAACCGGCGGCGAAUGGAGAGAGUAGUACGCCGUGCGAUUUCUGCAGCGAGCGGACGGCGGUGCUGUACUGUAAGGCGGACUCGGCGAAGCUGUGCUUGUUCUGCGACCAGCACGUGCACGGCGCCAACUCGCUGUCGAAGAAGCACGUGCGCUCUCAGAUCUGCGAGAACUGCGCCUCCGAGCCCGUCGCCGUCCGCUGUUCCACAGACAACUUGGCCCUCUGCCACGACUGCGACUUCGACGCCCACGCCAGCUGCUCCGCCGCCCACCACCGUACCCCCGUCGAAGGCUUCAGCGGCUGUCCCACGCCUCUCAAGCUCGCCGAGCUCUGGGGCGUCGAUCUACACGAGGUUCCGGGUCGGGUCAACGACCCGGACCCGGGCCGCCACAACAGCUGGGGCGAGCUGGAGUCUUCCUGCUGGAACGGGCUGAACUUCCAGGACCUGAUCGUGCCGAGCAACAGAGGCGUGUACCGGAACUCCGGAGCUGCGGCGGAGGCUCCUCCUCCGGCGAAGAGGCAGGGCUCCGGGGGGAGCUUGGGGAAGCUUCAGAAGCAGCUGGUGGAGCUGCUCAAGAGGGACUUUGACGGCGGCGGCGGCGGAGAGAAUCGGAGUAGCGAUAAUGGUUGGGAGGGAAAUGAUAAUGGUGAUGAGAGUAAUGCGGAUGUGAAUGUGAAUGCGGAAGGGUUUGAUGUGGAGAAUGGAAGAGUGGAUGGGGUGGAUGUUGGUCCUGCCGCCGCCCUUUCGCAGCCGAUGUUGCAGCAACAAGCGCCGUUCACGUCGAUGCUAAUGAUGGCUGAAGGCAUUGUAGACCGGGAUAUGCUUUGGGAUGCCAAUUCCCAUGGCCACAACACUCAGAACACUCAAAGCACACAGAUAUGGGAUUUUAAUCUAGGAAAGUUGAGGGAUCAUAAUGAAACAAUUCCAUUGGAUGUUUCGUAUGGUUCAGGUGGUUCAGGAUUCAUUAUGCAAAAUUUUAGUGAACUUCUGAAAGAAGCAUCUUUGACUGAUACCAAAGUGUUUGGAAAUAUGUACCAGAUGAAUUGCUCUAUGGGACAGGAGGAUAUCAAAUUCAGUAUCAACUCAAUUAAACCAGCAGUGAGUCAGGGGCCAGCAACAUCUGAGAGCAACAACAUCUCUAUUGGCCGGCCAUCAUCAGGGUCAGCUGUGGAUGAAGACAAAGGCAACAUUGCCACUACGGAACAAGCUUUCCUUAUAAGAAGUGAUAGUCUGCGAACGGUAGGAACAAAAGCUGACAUGGAGUUGCUUGCGCAAAACAGGGGUAAUGCUAUGCUGCGUUACAAAGAGAAGAAGAAAAACCGAAGAUACGACAAGCACAUAAGAUACGAAUCCAGGAAGGCAAGAGCUGAUACUAGGAAGCGAGUCAAGGGUCGAUUUGUUAAGGCCACUGAAGCCCCUGAUGGUUAGAUCGUGUUGGGGUGGGCGGGCUAUCUCCUACCUUGUUGUCUGUAAAUAUCUCUUUUACUUUCUAUGCGAGGCAAAUGUAUAAAUUCUGCAGUAUCUGUUUCAUUAAAAGUCCAUUGUUAUUUGUUUCUUCUA